Messenger RNA from Symbiodinium necroappetens, 4263 nucleotides. Lineage: Eukaryota; Dinophyceae; Suessiales; Symbiodiniaceae. The record is from the annotation of a GenBank genome assembly.
AUGAACACCAACCGCCAGAGCGCCGUGAAGCUCAUGCAGACGGUCUCGCAGUCGGCGCACGACUUCACGAAUUCCGUGCAAGUCGUUGUGUUUCCGCCGUUUGUGUACCUCGACGUCGUCCGCGCGGUGAUGGACGCGGGGCACAUCGGUGUCGGGGCUCAGGACGUCUACCACGAGCCGGACGGCGCGUUCACGGGCGAGGUUUCCAUCGCGAUGCUCGAGGACCUGCACGUCUCGCACGUGCUCAUCGGGCACUCGGAACGCCGCCACGUCAUCGGCGAGACGAGCGAGCAGGUCCGCGCGAAGCUCCACGCGGCUCUCAAGGCGGGGCUCACCCCCUAUCUCUGCAUCGGCGAGACGAUCGACGAGCGCGAGUCGGGCGAGACCGACGAGGUCAACGACAUGCAGCUCACCACCGCGCUGGACGGGCUCGAUCCGGAGUCCGCCGACCGGCUCGUCAUCGCGUACGAGCCCGUGUGGGCCAUCGGCACCGGCAAGACGGCCACCCCCGAAGACGCCCAGACCGCCCACGCCUUCAUCCGCGGGCGGGUCGCGGAGCUGCUCGGCGAGUCCCACGCCUCGGCGAUCCGCAUCCUCUACGGCGGAUCCGUCAAGCCCGGGAACGCGGCGGAACUCUUCGCGAUGCCCGAUAUCGACGGCGGCCUCGUGGGCGGGGCGUCGCUCGACGCCGCGUCGUUCCAGGGGAUCAUCGAGGCGGCGAGAAAAACCGACGCGGUGAGUUUUCUGAUGCUCCACCUGCUCGCUGUCAAUCAAGUCGUGCUCGGCCUCACCGUGGUGGGGUUCGUCGCGGCGAGCGUGAUGAUGAUCCUGAUCGUGCUCGUCCAGCGCCCGCAGGGUGGCGGCCUGAGCGACGCGUUCGGCGCGGGCGCCGGCGGCGGCGGGACGGCGUUCGGCGCCAAGACGGGCGACGCGCUCACGACGGGCACCAUCGGCGUCUUCCUGCUCUUUCUCGCCCUCGCGAUCAGCCUGAACUUCAUGAUCCGGCCGGGCGGGACCGACCCGCAGGCCUCGGUGACCGCCCCGGUCGGCGAGCAGCAGACUGCGCCGAGCGAAACGCCCGCGGGCGACCAGCCCGUCACCGCCACGGACUCUGCCGGGAACACCGUCGAUAUCCAGCCGAUCGGCGACAGUGAUGCGUUGAACGAGUUCAUGCAGCAGGAGGCGGACCGCGCCCGUGCUCAGCAGGAAGCGGGCCAGGGCGUCGCCGGCACGCAGACCGGCACGCCGAGCGAGACCCCCGAGGCGUCCACCACGGUGGGCGGGACGCACUACGCCGUCGAGGUGCGCUCCCUCAACGGGAAGUAUUUCAAAUCGAGCAUCCGCCUCGCGGAGGAGUACCAGUCGCUCGAGCCGAUGCUCGAAGCGGAGGUGCGCCGCCGCCUCGUUCGCGGGACGAUCACGCUCAUCGCGAAGGUGACCGAGCAGAGCGAGACGGCCGCGAUGGCGAUCAACGCGCAGGCGCUCGCGCGGUACAUCGAGCAGAUCCGCUCGGUGCCGGCGCUGUCGAACGGUCAGGCGUCGAUCGACGCGGGCUCGCUGCUCAACCUGCCCGGCGUGCUCCAGCCGAAGGCGGACGACGAGUCCCGCCACGAGCGCGCGAACGAGGCGUUCCGCGAGAUCCUCAUCAAGGCCUGCGAGAAGGUCAUGGCGAUGCGCCGCAGCGAGGGCGAGCUGCUCGUCGAGGACCUGCUCAAGCACCACGACCUGAUCGUGAGCCGGCUGGCGCGCAUCGCCGAGCGGGCCCCGACGGUCGUGCAGGACUACGAGACCCGCCUCCGCACGCGGAUCGACGCGCUGCUCAAGGAGGCGAAGGUGCACGUCGAGCCCGUCGAGCUGAUCCGCGAGGUCGCGGUGUACGCCGAGAAGACGGACAUCUCCGAGGAGAUCGCCCGCCUGACCGGCCACAUGGGCCAGUUCAAGCAGCUCAUCACGUCGGAUCACGACGAGCCGGUGGGGCGCACGCUCGAUUUCCUCGCCCAGGAGAUGCUCCGAGAGGCGAACACGAUCGCGAGCAAGUGCUCGGACGCGGACAUCUCCAAGGACAUCGUCGAGGUGAAGGGCGCGAUCGAUCGCAUCAAAGAACAGGCGCUCGUGCACACCUUCGAGGGCCACCCCUAUCUGCUCAAGCGGCUGGCGCGUCACACGGACGACGUCGACCGCGUCCGGUUUGCGCAGCGCAUCUGCCGGGCGCUGCGCGACCGGGGCGUGCCCGUCGCGGACAUCAUCCCCUCCAAGCCCCUGAGCCGUGGAGACGAGCCCGGCUGGGUGUCGCACGGGGACCACAAGUACGUGCUCUACCGCUUCGUCUCGGGCGAGCACUACCGCCACGAUCCCGAGCAGGCGCGGGCCGCGGGGCGGGCGCUCGCGAUCUUCCACACCGUCGCGGCCGAGGAGCCCAUCGACCGCGCCGCGUACCAGCCGACGUACCACGACAACGACAAGCUCGCCGAGCACCUCGACCUGAUCGCCGGUCUGAUCCCGACGGACUCGAUGCGGCGCGUCGUCGGGAAGCUGCGCGAGUCGUACGCGAACGCCUCGCACCUCGCCAACGAGUGCGGGCUCGCUGGCUGGCCCAACCAGAUCAUCCACGGCGACUGGCACCCCGGGAACAUCCUCUACGGCCCCGGCUCGCCGCCGGACCCGCCCACGAUGAUCGAUCUGGACACCUGCCGCGUGAGCCCGCGGGUGAUCGAUCUGGCCAACGGGGGGCUCCAGUUCUCGAUCACGCGAAAAAACGACGACCCCGGGACCUGGCCCGCGGAGCUGGACAUGGGGCUCCUGAAGGCCUUCUGCGCGGGCUACGACGAGGUUUCCGGGGCGAUGAUCUCGAAAAGCGAGCUCCGGGCGUUCCCCUGGCUUAUGGUGGAGGCGCUGAUCGUGGAAUCCGUGGUCCCGAUCGCCGCCAGCGGGCGGUUCGCCGGUAUCGAAGGGGAGACCUUCCUGCAGAUGAUCUGCCGGAAGGUGACGAGGAUGAACCGGAUCGCACGAACCGCACUGGCCGCGGCCCUGAGCCUGACGGUCGCUACGCCGGCGCUCGCCGGCCGCGCCGCGCAGCUCGAGCAGCUGGUGCGGGACCUCGGCUCGGACUCGUUCCAGACGCGUCAGACGGCCCAGGCGGUGCUGACCGACCCCGACUUCCUGGACUCGGUCGAGGAGGCGGAGCUCAUCCGCCUGAUGAACCGCGAGGAUCUCGUCCCGGAGGCUCGCCUCCGCCUGCGUCGCGUGUACGCGCGGUGGUUCGAGGGCAUCGAGCGCGCGGCGAUGGGUAUCCAGUUCGAGGUCACCGACCCCGGCGAGCCCUCGAUGAUCCGGCAGGUGAUCAACAACUUCCCCUGCCAGCGGCUCGGGCUCGUGAAGUCGUACGACGUGUUCAUCGAGAUCGACGGUGUCCCGUACCAGGAGAUGCGAACGGGCUUCCGCGCCGCGAACCAGGCGCAGGCCUUCACGCAGCUCGCGAUCAUCUCCCGCGCCGCGGGUGAGACGCUGCCUGUCACCAUCCGGCGCGUGCCCACGGACGCGCUCGAGGAGCUCUUCGACAAAAUCGCCAACGAGGGCAUGACGCACAACGCCCUGUGCAUGGCGAUCGUCAACCACCCGAAGGCCGAGACCGUCGAAGUCGAGGUCCCCCUCGGACACUACGCGAACCUGGGCCAGCAGCGCGGCCUCCCGCCGGCGACGCUCGACGCGGCCAUGACCUACCGCCUGCAGCGCGAGGGGUACGAGACUCGCCGGCCGAAGGUGAUCUUCGACGACGGGCUCUCGGAAGAGGAGUGGCGACAGCUCGACCGCCAGCCCAACCGGCGCUCGCACCCGGACGUGAUCAGCGCGUCCGCGGGGAUCGACCCGGGGGUCGUCGCGGUGGACCAGAAGCUCCGGAUGCGCCAGGUGCAGGACCUCCGCCGGCCGGCGGCGCCCGUCGACGCCGAUGAGACCGAGCCGGGCAUCGACGCCCCGAUCCCGAUCGCCGACGCCGAGAAUCUCACGGCCGAGGAGAAGCGGAUCGUCGCGCUGCAGGAGACCUCGAAGAAUCAGGUCGCGCUCAUCGAGCAGCGGAUCGCGCAGCAGGAGCGUGUCCUGGGCGACCGCACGCGGACCGACCGCGAGCGGUUCUUCGCCGAGAGCCGCAUCAAGGACCUGCUGAAGCAGCGCGAGGCGAUCGUCGACCAGUACAAGAAAGCGCGCCGGGCGCUGCUCGAUGCCGGGGGCGCCGAAGACGCCGGCGAGAACGAGGACAACGACUGA